This is a messenger RNA of Carcharodon carcharias (great white shark), 2916 nucleotides long. RefSeq lists its product as uncharacterized. Gene Ontology annotation, cellular component: nuclear envelope. The transcript is spliced from 12 exons. Lineage: Eukaryota; Metazoa; Chordata; Chondrichthyes; Lamniformes; Lamnidae. Gene Ontology annotation, molecular function: nuclear export signal receptor activity; zinc ion binding. Bases 98 to 2317 code for a protein of 739 amino acids. The record is from RefSeq and is a predicted model, not a curated record.
UGCGCAGUUGCAGUUGCCGCCGGGAUCCGGGGGAAGGGUUUGUGGUGAGAGCUGGUCCGUUGGUUUGUGGUUCCGGUUCUGGCAGAAUCCAGAGGCGAUGGAGGUAGACCCCAGCUCGGCACCUGAGGCCAGGACCGGUGACGGUAUGGAGAAAACCAGGACCUUCAGCACAUCUCAGCUGAAGCCCAGAAACGUGAAUGCACAGCCCCCAAUCUGCCGCUUUUAUUCUCGGGGAAAGUACUGCCAGUUUGGACGGAGGUGCUGGUUCCUGCACGAGCACCUGGAACCCCGGGUUGGUCCGAGUGUGCCCGAAAACCACAGCGAGGGCACUGCCAACAUCUCCCAGUGCCAGGGCAGUGUGGAAAGUCCCACCGACAGCAGCACCGUCAAGCCUGCAGAGGACUCCGGUGCCCAAGGGCGGGUGCGACUCGGAGUGCCCAAGGCCCUAGGUCCCCGGGACAGACCCAAGAGGCCGUGUCGCUAUUACCUGUCCGGCUACUGUGCCAUGGAAGAAAGGUGCCGCUUCUGGCACCCUGAGAGGCAGCCUCCUCUGAGGGACUGUGCGGAGCCCGAGCCUGCCAGGGUCAGCCUGAGCCCCACGGGGCCGCUCAUUCGGCCGCCCAUCUCCCGCCCCGCCAUGGUCAAGGACGAGGUCAAGCUUACCGAGCUGACCCAAGAGGUUGCCCGGCAGCUGCGAGAGACUGAGAUCAGUCAGCUGAUGAAACGCUUCCCCAAAGACCAGCUGAUCAUCCAGGAAAGCGAAGACGGGAAACAGACCUACUACCGGAUCAUGGUGGAGCCUACAGAUCCAGACUGGCCCUUUGAUUUAAAGGAGAUGGAUAUUCAGAUCUGCUUCCCGGACGAUUAUCCUUUGGAGGUGUUUACUGUGGAUAUCCCUGAGGAUCAGGAUCUGCCGGCCUCUAUGGGAAGGCAUGUGCGCAUGGCCUCAGAGGAAUGGUUGCGGGCAAAGCAUGCCACCAACAGACUGAUGGGCAAGUUAGAGCUGCUGUUUCGUCCAUACCUGCGGUGGCUGGAUCGCAACAUGGAGAAACUGUUCACAGAGGGAGCCAGACAGAUAAAGAGGGAAUUGGACGCAGAGAGAGCUGGGAUCCGCAUUGUACCCUACCAACACCUUCAAGCAUGUUUGCCAGAAGCUGCAGCUCCUCGGACAGCAGACUCGCCUGCAGACCCUCGGAAGGAGGAUGACCUCAAGGGCUUGUCACAGCAGCUGCAGCAAGUCAAGGUCACAGAGUCGGAGAGCCCUGAAAUGAGCGGCACAGGGAGUGAAAUCAGUUCCAGUGAGGAGGAUGACAGUUGCUCAAGGACCGACUCGCCAUCUGUCCACAGGCGUGAGCUGCACUCAGCGGGCAGCACGAGUGGGGGGCUGGCACCGGAGUCUGACCGUUGUAAGGGCACUGCAGUGCGGCUUGUUGGUUUAGAGCUGGGCGAAGGAACGGCAACACUGGCAGCUCAGAAGAUCACCAUGUCACUGAAGUGUAGCAGGUGCAAAGUAGCUUCAGACCUGACUGUGUCCCAACAGUGCCCUGCAGUUGUGAGCUGUGAGAAAUGUAAUACGGACAUCAGUGUGACAUUUGAACCCAGCAUGCUUCACGAACACUCAGACAUCAUGGGAUACCUGGACCUGUGUGGAUGUGUCCCUGUCGAAUUAGUGUUACAGGACAGUCAGUUCGUUGUGGGCUGUCUAAACUGUUCCAAGGAGGGAGCACUGCAGAGCCUGUCCUAUGGCCGAUACAAGGAGUCAAACUGUUUGCACUGUCACAGCAAACUCCGCGUUCUGGUGGAGGCCGCCCAGUUUUAUCAGACCCACGCCCAGUCGCAGGAUGAAACAGAUGUUAGCAAUUCAGCUCAUCGGCGGAAAAGACAGCCCCCUGGAUCUACUGUUCAGUUUGGGAAACCCCUGCCCAAGUUUGGUACCUGCAAGCACUACAAGAGGAGCUACCGCUGGCUCAGGUUUCCAUGUUGUGGUAAAGCCUAUCCGUGUGACAUGUGCCAUGAUGAUGAUCAAGAUCAUGUGAUGGAGCUGGCCAGUCGAAUGCUGUGUGGAUACUGCGCGAAGGAGCAGCCGUACAACAAUGGGAAGCCCUGUGUUGCCUGUGGAGCCAUGAUGACGAAAGGGCCCUACGCCAGCCACUGGGAAGGAGGCCAAGGUUGUCGCAACAGAAUCAAAAUGAGUCAAUCCCAACAUUUUCUGAACUUAGAGACAGAUGUGGGUUCAAAUCAAAGAAACCCAGAUGUGGGUCAUUUGCCAUUUCCACCAAAUGAUGAUAUUUGGCUUGGAGAGGAACUUGCCAGUUAAAAAGCAAUUGAUUUCAUCAGCAGUUUAAAAUGGAACUGGAGAGUCCUGCUUGAUAGUGCUGAAAAGCCGGUAAUAAAGAGUUUGGUGGUAUAUUUCAAUGGUUAGCUCGCUAUUUGUUUCUGGGAGAGGUAGGAUAAUGCAGCAAAGAGCUGAAUUGAAUUUUGCUUUAUACGCACUGAAUCUGGGAUAUGACCUUUUACUAUGAGGAGUACGAGACCUAAACAGUUUUAUUAGAAAUAGAAAUAUUCCAAAGCUGUAACAAAGAAACUGUCAAAAGUAUUCGCUGCUUUAGUUAAACCAAGAGGAAAAUUUGGGGCAAUAUAGCUCUGAAAAUCUUUGAAUUAUCCAUUCAGCAAAUACAUAAACCAAAUUGUUGGCGAUGUUAUUGAAUUGCUUCUUUCAGAUUGCAUUAACUGCAGACUGGAAUCUCAGUGCUGCUGGACACUGAUAGAUCCGUGGGUACUGUUGCCAACUCUGGAUGGAUGUAUUCCUGGAGGUUUCAUCAAUGAACUCUCACCUCUGCCUCUAUCCAACUGGCUGAUUCUUGACUCUCAAUCAUACAGCCCUCUUUCCCCAUCUCCCAAUAUUUUAUGACUAAU